AUGGACUUUAACAUAACAGUAACUGACAACAGCCUCAGCAAGGCAGAGUUACAGCAGGCUGGGGGAUAUCUUGAUAAAUUCUUUCCAAUUUUUACAAAAACACGAAACCAAAGUAUAGCAGAAAGGAUUAAAGAAAUGCAGAAGUUUUUCCACCUGCCUAUAACUGGAAAAUUAGACAAAGAAACAGAAAAAAUAAUGCAAAUGCCUAGAUGUGGUAUGCCUGAUGUAGCAGAAUACCAAACAUUUGCUGGAUCUCCAAAAUGGGAAAAGACAGAUUUAACUUACAAGAUUCUCAGUUAUACAUCUGAUCUACCCAUAAGGAAAGUGAAUGAUGCAAUUAAAAGGGCCUUCAGGGUAUGGAGUGAUGUGACUCCGCUGCGCUUCCGAAGAGUCUACCUGAGGCAGGCAGACAUCGAGAUUAAAUUUGCACGUCGUGAGCACGGUGAUGGAUUUCCUUUUGAUGGAAAAGGUGGCACGCUGGCCCAUGCAUUUCCACCUGGAGAAGGGCGUGGUGGAGAUGCUCAUUUUGAUAAUGAUGAAAAAUGGUCAGACGUCGAUCAAGAUAUCAAUUUGUUCCUCGUUGCUGCUCAUGAAUUUGGCCAUUCUUUGGGACUUGAUCAUUCAAAUGUCAGUGGAGCUCUGAUGUACCCUACCUACUCAUAUCAGAACCCAGAAACCUUCAAACUUCCAGCAGACGAUAGGCGAGGAAUUCAGAAGUUAUACGGUAAAAAGCCAUCAAACUCUUGA
Messenger RNA from Hirundo rustica (Barn swallow), 747 nucleotides. RefSeq names its product matrix metallopeptidase 7 (gene MMP7). Gene Ontology annotation, molecular function: metalloendopeptidase activity; zinc ion binding. The record is from RefSeq and is a predicted model, not a curated record. Gene Ontology annotation, biological process: extracellular matrix organization; collagen catabolic process; proteolysis. Bases 1 to 747 code for a protein of 248 amino acids. Lineage: Eukaryota; Metazoa; Chordata; Aves; Passeriformes; Hirundinidae. The transcript has 7 exons. Gene Ontology annotation, cellular component: extracellular matrix.